CAGGCAGUGCUGCGUGUGUGUCCAUUAUCUCAAGUGAUACGGUUAGUCUUGACUUUGAGAGUGGUGGGUCAAGAAGGAAGGUGUUGGUGGUGCGGGUUCUGUCCUACGAAAGCUACAUUAGUAAGUGGCAGACAUGUGGUUGGAGGUGGCCCUGACCGUGGCGCUACUCUUCCUCCUGUGGCAGGUGCUGAAGAAACCCAGCGACUUACCACCAGGACGCUGGGGUCUGCCCCUGGUCGGUUGGGUGCCUCUAUCCUUCAAGAAGUCCCUUGAAGAGCAUCUGCAAGACUUACACAAGCAGCAUGGAAACAUAUACACCUGGCGGAUGGGGAGUCAGGUCAUAGUGUUCCUCCACGACUACAAGAUGUUACGCGACGCCUUCGCCAGCACCGACUUCGUGGACAGACCCAACUGGCAGCUCUUUACCAUGAACGAGGUGCCGGUAAAGGGAUUGGUCGGCAGCAACGGCCUUGUUUGGCACAACAACCGCCGCUUCGCCCUGAGGCAGCUGAGGGACCUGGGCAUGGGCAAGUCCAAGCUGGUGGCCGCCGUGCACACCCAGGCAGAGAUGUUGAUCGAGGAGUUCAGGAAGCAGGCGGGGCGGGCUGACAAGGUCCCUCACGCCACUAAAGUAGCCGUGGUCAACAUUGUUUGGCAGAUGAUCGGCAGCAUCCAGUUCAAGGUCACCGACGAGAGGUUCAAGAGGUUCCAGCGGCUCAUCGAUGGCGUCUUCGAGUCGAUGAGGCGCAUGGCCAUCCUCGACCUCUUCCCGUGGAUCAACAGCGUCUUCCCCGACGCCCUCGUCACCUGGAUCUGCCGCAGAGACGUCGUCAAGAUCACCUUAGACAGCUUUUCCGCAUACUUCGAGGAAGUGAUAGACGAACACAAGGCCACGCUGGACAAGGACAACCCCAGGGACUUGAUCGACGCUUAUAUCAUCGAGAUGGAAAAGGACAACCCGGACUCCACCUGCAGCAAGAGAGACUUGGUCCUCCUCAUCUUCGACCUGUUCAACGCGGGCACCCAGACCACUGACAACAUGCUCACCUGGAUGAUCUUCUACCUGGCGAACCACCCCAAGGUACAGGAGAGGAUGCUGAGGGAGAUUGACGAGGUGCUGCCGCGGGGGACGCUGCCCAUCUUGGAGGAUAAGCCCAGGCUACCCUACACAGAGGCGGUGGUCCACGAGAGCCUAAGAAAAGCCUCUCUGGUGUCUCUUGGAGCUCAACAUAUAGCCACCCGGGACACCCAGCUAGGAGGCUACAGUAUUCCAAAAGGCACGAUAAUCACCGGUUCCUUUUUUGCGAUGCAUGAUGACCCCCGCUACUGGGACAGCCCUGAGGAGUUCCGUCCAGAGCGUUGGCUGAACGCGGAGGGCAAGUUUGUGGCCAAGAAGGAAGGUUUCAUGCCAUUCGGGUCCGGAAAGCGGCAGUGUGUCGGGGAGGGGCUGGCACGCAUGGAGCUCUUCAUUUUCUCGGUGGCACUCGUUCAGAACUUCUCCUUCGCUCCUCCUCCGGGCAAGAAGAUCGACCUGCGCCCCGUAGCCUUUAAUCCCAUUCUGCACGAACCGAAGGGCUCCGAGAAGGUGGUGGUGACAGUGCGCCCGUAAUUACUCUCGCCGUCAGACUACCUUGCACAGAUAAAUACUUAGUUUAUUCUAGAGACCUUUUUCACCCCUUUUACAAGGGCGUCUGCUAAAGAGAAUUCGGUGGUCAUUCACAUUAAAAUGGCCCUCGACUUCCUCAGCGAGACCCCUGACAUACUCUCCUUAUCUCUCCUCAGGAGAGCUCUAGUCCUAUAGCUACAGUGCCCUAUUCCCAGCAAGCCUGGUAGCGCAACUCUUCUCAGUAUUCUCUAUUGUCUCCGCCGAGGUAAAUCCAUUCCUAGAUCUCGGGCGCUCCCCAAACCACUCCUUGGCAGCUCUCAGAGUUUCACGUUUGAAGGUAUCCCACAGUUCUACAGGGUUCUCAAGGGUGCUGAGCACAUUGAACUGAUCUGAGGCUGUCACUGUAUACUCCUGAGCACAUGUUAGGUCUUUUAGCCACAGUAUAUACACAAAAAUAUAUAAAUAAAUAAUACAAAAUGA
Eriocheir sinensis (Chinese mitten crab) is the source of this 2086-nucleotide messenger RNA. Its product is annotated as cytochrome P450 2L1-like. Gene Ontology annotation, biological process: xenobiotic metabolic process. Gene Ontology annotation, molecular function: heme binding; oxidoreductase activity, acting on paired donors, with incorporation or reduction of molecular oxygen, reduced flavin or flavoprotein as one donor, and incorporation of one atom of oxygen; iron ion binding. The transcript has 11 exons. The record is from RefSeq and is a predicted model, not a curated record. Bases 134 to 1609 code for a protein of 491 amino acids. NCBI's taxonomy places the organism in Eukaryota, Metazoa, Arthropoda, Malacostraca, Decapoda, Varunidae. Gene Ontology annotation, cellular component: intracellular membrane-bounded organelle; cytoplasm.